Sodiomyces alkalinus F11 is the source of this 880-nucleotide messenger RNA. RefSeq lists its product as hypothetical. The record is from RefSeq and is a predicted model, not a curated record. Lineage: Eukaryota; Fungi; Ascomycota; Sordariomycetes; Glomerellales; Plectosphaerellaceae. Bases 219 to 683 code for a protein of 154 amino acids. The transcript has a single exon.
GCAUCACUGCCCUACGAUGACAGGCAUUACAAAAGUUACCGGCGCGGUUUCGACCACCAAUUACCUUGACAUUUGCACGGGGGCGUUUCUCGUUGCAUGAUACCAGCGACUUUUGAUCUUGCUUUUUUUGGAGUUUUUGUCUUUCUUUUCUCGUCUUGCUAGCGACGUUUCAGUUCAGGAGAUCAACCCAGGGACUUCAUUGGGAUUGUUUUUCUUCUAUGACAGUGUGUACUUCUAUUUCGGAGGGCUCGAGACGAUUCAUACCCGAGGGCAACCUCACCGCAUAUGACUUGAAGAAAGCGGAAUGGAGGAGCUAUCUGAUGCCUGCUGACCGCAUGGGCGGGGCCGGGCGGGGGAAAAUGAAUGUUUUUGUCGGAUUACGGAAAGGACCAUUUACUGUGGGAAGAGGAGGUGGGAAACCUAGUAGCGGGGCAUUCCCGGAGGGCGUCUCGCACCAGCGAACAAAAAGCCGCAGGAAGCUAGGGGAUGGUCAAAGAACAGGAAAAAGAAAAGAACAAUCCCUGCUGGCCGCAUUGGGUGACGAGGACGAUAUGGAGGAGAAGAGCAAAAGCAGCAGUAGUGCAGCAUGGGCCAAAAAAAAAAGAAACAAAACGUCGUUUAAGCUACUUUAUCUUGUUCACUUGACUUGUUCACUCGAUCGCAACAGUAAUUGCUUGUGCUGAGAGUCUGGGUCACUUUGCAGUUCCAUGUUGCCUGUGCUGAUUGAUCUAUUUGAUCUACGAAGUACUUACUUUUCGUACUUUGACUUUUGUAGAACCCGUGACAUUGGAAAUUACAGCAUUGAGGCACCACACCUGAUAGAGUCUCGCUUACCCAAGCGGUCGGGUGCUUCAGGAUAAAUAUUGCACGGCUGUUUGUG